AUGGUAGUAUUCACAUGUGAUCGCUGCAAUGAGUCUCUAAAGAAGCCUAAAGUUCAAUAUCAUGGUUGUCGACAGACAACAUUCACUUGUGUCGAUUGUUUUGUCACUUUUACCUGGGAGAAUUUUAAUGUUCACAACAAGUGCAUCACUGAGCAGCAACGUUAUGGAGGAGCGAAUUUUGUGGCCAAGGAUAAUAAGGUAGGCUAUGGCGGUGUUUGGGUAUAGGAAUCUGACGUUUUGGAUAGGAUUGGUGUCAUUGGGUUGACGAAAUGAUGCCUUUGGUGACAAUAUCUUUAAAAAAAUUUAAAAAGUAUUGUUUAGGGCGAACAAAAACAAAUGAAAUGGGCUGAACAAGUUGGAGCAGCGGCCGAAUUCGCUACUGGAAUGACGAAAAAGCGAUUGGAGAAGAUGUCAGGUCAAGACAAUGUGCCAAGGAAACGAAAACCUUUCAUUAACUUUGCCCAAAACAACUUUGGCAUUAAGGAAUUUGAGGCUGAAAAGCUUUGGGAUGAGCUUCAGGUAAGAAUAUUUUGUUGACUAUUUGAAGAUGAUGAACACUUGGGUAGAAGACAGCAUUGACUAUUUAUGGCACUUACUAUAAUAUAGGUUGAAUUUUUUUGUUAUAAUAUAGACUACUAAUUGUUUGGUACUACUACAAGUUUUAGCGAGGUAUAACUAGGCUUAAAAAGAGGCUUAUGAAUUUGAUUCGGGGUCGGAUUCAAGUCAAUUACUUUGUCUACUCCAGUUUUGGUUAAAGUUCACCUUUUGGUAGGAGGCAGUUUGGCUUUUCUUUUAUAAUUCCUUUUUAGGACUAGAUUUACUUAUAUUUUUUCAUAAUUUUUUUUCUAAAAUUGUUAUUAUAGGAAGCUUUGGCCAAACUGGAGGAUAAAAAUAAAGUAGCAGAAGAAGAAAUAUCAAAAGUCGAAGAAACAGAUAUCGGAAAGGUCAAUCAUGAAAGUGGCCAAACUGAGGUUGGUUUUUAUUUUUUUAAACUUUAAUUUAAAAGAUUAGUAUUGUAUUAAUUGGGGAGAAAAAAGUUUGUAGAAUUUAUUGACUUACGCAAGUUUUUAACUCAUAAAUAUGACAUUUUUACUUGUUUUUCUUUAAAAUUUGGUUUUUUAGGUAACAGCAACGAAGGAAACAAAAAAAGAAAAGAAGAGGAAACAAAGGGAAGCGGAAGAAGCGUAUGUCCAAGAUGAAACGGUACCAGAAGUGACUGCAAUUAAGAAGAAAAAGAAGAAACAAAAAGAAGAUGAAGAAGGAAAUUGA
Molecule: messenger RNA, 1269 nt
Organism: Bursaphelenchus okinawaensis
Lineage: Eukaryota; Metazoa; Nematoda; Chromadorea; Rhabditida; Aphelenchoididae
Source: the annotation of a GenBank genome assembly